This is a messenger RNA of Pectinophora gossypiella (pink bollworm), 2242 nucleotides long. RefSeq lists its product as uncharacterized. Gene Ontology annotation, molecular function: ubiquitin protein ligase activity; ubiquitin conjugating enzyme binding. Lineage: Eukaryota; Metazoa; Arthropoda; Insecta; Lepidoptera; Gelechiidae. Bases 167 to 1708 code for a protein of 513 amino acids. Gene Ontology annotation, biological process: proteasome-mediated ubiquitin-dependent protein catabolic process; multicellular organism development. The record is from RefSeq and is a predicted model, not a curated record. Gene Ontology annotation, cellular component: cytoplasm. The transcript has 7 exons.
ACCAAGACAAGCGGUCUGUCUCACUCAGACAGACGCCAUUUUUGUAAAAACUACAGCUGUGAUUAUACUUCAUGUUCAUUCUUCAAAGUUUUGCUGUUUAUUGCGCUCAUAUUAAAUAUAAUUCAAUUUAGACGAAUAUUUUAGACCAUUUAAAGAUUUACACAUCAUGACAGAGAAAGCAGAAACCAAGACAGAGGCAUUACCGGAUUUGGAUGACUUAUUACAAUGUCCCGUGUGCUACGAGAUUCCAUCCGGGCAGAUUUUCCAAUGCAACGAGGGACACCAUGUAUGCGGCAGAUGUAAGAUGCGCCUGGACGUGUGUCCAGUCUGCCGCGCCCUUUUCUUUGGGACACGCAACUACGCAAUGGAAGAACUCAUUGCCAAUGUCAAAAAGCUCAGAGCUUUUAAAUUGGGUGGUAAAGUAACUACUGGUACAUCAUCCUCGGAAAACAGUACACCUGCAAUUGAAGAGCCAGCAGCAGAAAAUGAAGAAGAAGAAGCCGAAGAUGAGGAAAAUAAUUUGAAUUUUGCUAGUCGCCCUGCAUUCAGAGCACCUCCAGCUUGCAAAGGUCUUUUCCGUUGCCUGUGCUGUAAAGUGGGUAACGCUGAGCGACUGCCCGCGGCGCGACUGCUGAAUCAUUUGCGCUACUACCACGCACCCGAACUUCUUGAGGGCCAGUCAGAGAAUGGAGAAUAUUUACAAGCAUGGCAAUUUUCAACUGUGCCAGGAAGGCUGGUGACUGCUGUACGAGUGGCUGACAUGGGAAUUUUCUUCCUGGUUAUUGAAAUUAGCAAUGAUUCGGUGUAUGCAUGGUUGACGAUGGCAGCGUCUCCUUGGGUUGCCCACGAAUUCUGUUAUACUGUUACCAUAUCUGGCAACGAUCGCGAAGCAAUUUUCUCUGACAGCGUAUGGUCUGUAAGAUCGUGCGAGGGCUCAUUAAGGAAGCGUGGACAUUGUUUGGUGGUGAACGGGACAGACGCGCGUGCUUUAGUAGCACCUGCGGCGAUCAGCGGCAAGUUGUCGGUGCGGCGAGUGCCCACGGACCAGGUGGCGCAGCAGACGCAGCCGCGCGCCGUGCUACGCGUGGCCAGCCGCGGCAACGCUCGCGACUCUGCGCGCGCCCCGGCACACGACCUCGAACCUUUCCUGCAAGACUUACAAAACGAUGUGGCUCGCCUCUCUCGGGCGUUCGCCACACUUGGCCGCGAAGCCAACGCUCUAGUGCGUUCCGAGGCGGAGAUGCGAGCUAGAAUUGAAAAUGGAAACAGACCUGGGGCCAAUCGUCCUGGGGCUACGUCGCCACCUGUUCCUCCUCCGGUUGUACCUCCUAACCCGCCGCAGGUUGCGCCUCCAGUUAACGAUAAUGAACGCCCACCCCUUUCUCGUAAUGCUCGUAGACGCAUGCGCCAGCGAGUUCGAGCAGCAUUAAACGCCCCCCAGUCCCCCCCGGAGCGCACACCACCUGCACGCGCCAACGGUCCACCUACUCCAGCGCCGAGACAAAAUGGGAUUGCCAGUGUUCCUGCUCAAGCUCCUAGUGCCCCAAUUCAACGGCACACACUGUUCUCAGGUCUGGCUAUACAUCACCAGCCAACAUCGUCUUUACAACAGGCUCCACCACAAUCAUCCAGCGGUGUGACUAACGGGAUUCCUCACAAUGAAAAUGAUACACGCACGUCCAAGAAGAAGCGUCGUCAUCGUAGAUAAGCGUAUUUUACCUUUAAUUAAGUAAUAUUACAAAUUGAGGAUGAAUAGGUAGUUACGGUGGAUGUUGACUGCUCUUUUUAGAGUCUCAAAAUUGCCUCUGGGGUCUCCUACUGUGACGAACUUUACAAUAUUGUAAAUAUUUUAACACUGCAAUUAUGUAAGUGCUGUGAUAUUAAUGAUUUAUUAUGUGAGGCAAUACUGCCAUUCAAUACACUACUUAAUUACCUAUGAAUAUUUGACAUGGAGUUAACCCCAGGGUAAAUAAAAUAAUACUUGUGAUUCAAUAAUGGAUUAUUGUUGUUUAUUAAUUAUUGACUAAUUUCAUGAUUUUUCGUAAAUGAAGUGCAUUUGUGGACUGUUUAUUAUGAAUUUAUGAUGUUGCUGUAUAUUUUAUAAGAAUAAUAAUUUGACUAUGGUAUAAUGCUAUUUGCUUGUUUUAAUGUAAUCUCUGAAUUCGUUGUAGAAACACAACGCUUGUUAAUUGUAUCUUAGCAGAAGGUAGUUAGAAUACCUAAUUAUAAUGUAAGAAAUAUU